Molecule: messenger RNA, 486 nt
Organism: Suillus paluster
Lineage: Eukaryota; Fungi; Basidiomycota; Agaricomycetes; Boletales; Suillaceae
Exons: 1
Source: RefSeq, a predicted model, not a curated record
CUCAGCUCCUACGAUAAACAUAUUCUUCGUGCAUUUGCUUGCAAGGUCCGAAGUCGAAGCACCGAAGAGGCAUUUAACAUGCUUCCAUCUGCAUUUCCUGAUAUCCAACUGCCGAGCUUGAAGCAGAUGAGGGCUCGUGUUGCUUUUCUUGCUGGGUUAUCACCUGCCCGGUAUGACUGUUGCAUCAAUUCAUGCUGUUGCUUCGUUGGGCCUAUUGAAGACCUCAAUAUGUGUCCGCACUGCUCAGCUCCCCAUCGCACACCAUCUGGUCAACCACAAAAACAGUUCACAUAUAUUCCCAUCAUUCCCCGUCUCGUAGCCCUCUAUGCCAAUCCACAAUCAGCUAUGGAGAUGAGAUAUCGCACACGUGGGCAUUCACAUCAGCCAGGAAACAUCACUGAUGUGUUUGAUGGCUCGUUAUAUCAAGAACUACUUUCCAAAAAAAGUGAGCAUCAAUGGCCACAAACUUGCACACAACCACUUUAG